UCGGCGCUGCUGGGAGCGCAUCCCGCCCGCUCCGCUCCGCUCCGCCCCGGCACCGCGGCCAUGACCGACAACAUCCCGCUGCAGCCCGUCCGCCAGAAGAAGCGCAUGGACAGCAAGCACCGCGGCGGGUGUUGUGAGUGCUUAAGAUGCUGUGGGAGGAGAGACCCGAGGCCUCGCACUGUUUGGCUUGGCCAUCCCGAGAAGAGAGACCAGAGAUACCCUCGCAACGUGAUCAACAAUCAGAAAUACAACUUUUUUACAUUUCUCCCUGGGGUGUUGUUUAACCAGUUCAAAUACUUCUUCAACCUUUAUUUCUUGCUUUUGGCCUGCUCUCAGUUCGUCGUUGAGAUGAGGCUUGGUGCACUUUACACGUACUGGGUUCCUCUGGGGUUUGUGCUGGCUGUGACGGUGAUCCGGGAGGCGGCGGAGGAGAUCCGAUGUUACAUGCGGGACAAGGAAGUGAACUCGCAGAUCUACAGCAAGCUCACAGCCAGAGGGACUGUGAAGGUGAAGAGCUCUAAUAUUCAAGUCGGUGACCUCAUCAUUGUUGAAAAGAACCAGCGGGUCCCUGCUGACAUGAUCUUCCUGAGGACGUCGGAGAAGAAUGGGUCCUGCUUCCUGCGCACCGACCAGCUGGAUGGGGAGACAGACUGGAAGCUGCGCCUGCCUGUCACCUGCACCCAGAGGCUGCCGACUGCUUCUGACCUGCUGCAAAUCCGAUCCUAUGUGUAUGCAGAGGAGCCCAAUAUUGACAUCCACAACUUUGUGGGGACCUUCACAAGGGAGGACAGUGACCCUCCAGUAAAUGAAAGUUUGAGCAUAGAAAACACCCUGUGGGCCAGCACAGUGAUUGCAUCAGGUACUGUGGUGGGAGUUGUCCUCUACACUGGAAGGGAGCUGCGCAGUGUGAUGAAUACUUCAAACCCAAGAAGUAAGAUUGGUCUUUUUGAUUUGGAAGUGAACUGUCUUACCAAGAUCCUGUUUGGGGCUCUCGUGGUGGUCUCCCUGGUCAUGGUGGCCCUCCAGCACUUUGCAGGCCGUUGGUAUCUUCAGAUCAUAAGAUUUCUCCUCCUGUUCUCAAACAUCAUUCCCAUUAGUUUACGUGUGAACCUGGACAUGGGGAAAAUUGUCUACAGCUGGGUGAUCCGCAGAGAUUCCAAAAUCCCCGGCACUGUGGUUCGAUCCAGCACUAUUCCUGAGCAAUUGGGCAGGAUAUCCUAUUUGCUUACAGACAAAACAGGAACUCUGACACAGAACGAGAUGGUCUUCAAGCGACUCCACCUGGGGACGGUGGCGUACGGGCUGGACUCCAUGGAUGAAGUGCAGAGCCACAUAUUCAGCAUAUACACCCAGCAAUCCCAGGACCCCCCUGCAGUGAAGGGCCUCACCUUGGCCACGAAGGUGCGUAAGACGAUGAGCAGCCGCGUGCACGAGGCGGUGAAGGCCAUCGCCCUGUGCCACAACGUGACCCCCGUGUACGAGUCCAACGGGGUCACCGACCAGGCAGAGGCUGAGAGACACUACGAGGACUCCUGCAGGGUGUACCAGGCCUCCAGUCCUGAUGAGGUGGCCCUGGUACAGUGGACCGAAAGCGUGGGCUUGACGCUGGUGGGCAGAGACCAGUCCUCCGUGCAGCUGAGGACCCCGGGCGGCCACAUCCUGAACUUCACCAUCCUCCAGAUCUUCCCCUUCACCUACGAGAGCAAGCGCAUGGGCAUCAUCGUCCGGGAUGAAUCUACAGGAGAGAUCACCUUCUAUAUGAAGGGGGCAGAUGUGGUGAUGGCUGGAAUUGUGCAGUACAACGACUGGCUGGAAGAGGAGUGUGGUAACAUGGCUCGGGAAGGCCUGAGGGUUCUUGUUGUAGCCAAGAAGUCUCUGACAGAAGAGCAGUAUCAGGACUUUGAAGCCCGGUACAUCCAGGCGAAGCUGAGCGUGCACGACCGAUCCCUGAAGGUGGCCACGGUCAUCGAGAGCCUGGAGAUGGAGAUGGAGCUGCUGUGUCUCACCGGGGUGGAGGAUCAGCUGCAGGCCGAUGUCAGACCCACGCUGGAGACGCUGAGAAAUGCUGGCAUUAAGGUGUGGAUGCUGACAGGGGAUAAGUUAGAGACAGCCACGUGUACAGCCAAGAAUGCACAUUUGGUGACACGGACACAGGACAUCCAUAUAUUCAGACUAGUGACCAACCGUGGGGAAGCCCACCUGGAGCUGAACGCCUUCCGCAGGAAACACGACUGCGCCCUCGUGAUCUCGGGGGACUCCCUGGAGGUGUGUCUGAAGUACUACGAGUACGAGUUCAUGGAGCUGGCCUGCCAGUGCCCCGCCGUCGUGUGCUGCCGCUGCGCCCCGACACAGAAGGCCCAGAUCGUGCGGCUGCUCCAGGAGAGGACUGGAAAACUCACCUGUGCAGUAGGUGAUGGAGGGAAUGAUGUUAGCAUGAUUCAGGAGGCUGACUGUGGGGUUGGAGUUGAAGGAAAGGAAGGAAAGCAGGCAUCACUCGCAGCCGAUUUCUCCAUCACUCAGUUUAAACAUCUGGGUCGUUUGCUGAUGGUGCACGGAAGGAACAGCUACAAGAGGUCUGCAGCCCUCAGUCAGUUUGUGAUCCACAGGAGUCUGUGCAUCAGCACAAUGCAGGCUGUUUUCUCAUCAGUAUUUUACUUUGCUUCAGUUCCUCUCUACCAAGGCUUCCUCAUCAUUGGGUACUCCACAAUUUACACAAUGUUUCCAGUGUUUUCUCUUGUCCUGGACAAGGAUGUUAAAUCUGAAGUUGCAAUGUUGUACCCAGAGCUCUACAAAGAUCUACUUAAGGGACGACCGUUGUCAUACAAAACAUUUUUAAUAUGGGUCUUAAUAAGCAUCUAUCAAGGUAGCAUCAUCAUGUAUGGAGCACUGCUCCUCUUUGAAUCCGAGUUUGUCCACAUUGUUGCCAUUUCCUUCACGUCCUUGAUUCUCACCGAGUUACUGAUGGUGGCCCUGACGAUCCAGACGUGGCACUGGCUCAUGAUAGUGGCUGAGCUGCUCAGUCUCUCCUGCUACAUAGCUUCCCUGGUCUUCUUACACGAGUUUAUUGAUGUUUACUUCAUUGCAACUUUGUCAUUCUUGUGGAAGGUCACCGUCAUCACUCUGGUGAGCUGCCUUCCCCUCUACGUCCUCAAGUACCUGAGGAGAAGGUUUUCUCCCCCAAGCUACUCGAAGCUUACAUCCUAGGGCUGCUCUUCCUGCACACCAGAGACAGACAUUGCCCAUGGCUGAGAGACAAAACCCUGUAGUUGUUCCUAUAACGAGUCCAUCCGAUAUUUGCAUCUGGAUCGUGUGGUAAUCUCUGUUACCUGCUGCUUUAUUGAAAAAGACUCCACAACUGCCGUGAACAGAAACCUGACAAUAAAAGGGAGUGUUCUGAGAGUGGAGGCACUUGUUAGUUCAUCCAGUUCUUGUCACUUUUGUUCCACUUAACUGGGGUCAAAUGCAUGUAACUGAGAUGGCGAUGGGUUUCUCUUGCAUGGUUAAGAGUCUGUGAAAGCUGCUAACUGACCUUGGGAUUUACAUUUGACAAUUUUGAAGUGACUUUUUUCAAGUCUCUGUGCUGUUCUUUGCAUUGUGUUAUGUUGGUUUAUAUUGUUUGUCUUUUUGAUUUAAGUAGUUACAUUCUUUUUACAUCUUGGAAAUCCCUUAAUGUAGGUGAUGCACUGUACUGCUGACAGCUGAUCCCUGAUUUAUGGCAUGCUGUUUCCAGAACGGGGCUCCAGCAUGUCGGAUCUACACACACAUGAGAAUCUGAGCCUGGUUGAGAUUUUCCUUCAGUUGAAAUGUGGUCACCCCAGUGAUUUUGGAGGUAUCCAGCCAUUGAUAAAUGAUAGUCCAAGAUGAGGAAACUCAGUUUUGUUUAGCUUUUGUGCUUCCUGUUAAAAGGAGCUGGUGACAUAAUAGCUUUACUCUGUAUUUAUUUGUGUAGGGGAAAAUUAUCUAAACUAAAGCAAAUCCUCUUUGGAACAGAAAUUUGCAGUUGAUCAUACUUGAAAUGUGUCGACAACGUGAGAAGAGACUCGUACUGUUCUGCAGACAAUGUGGCAGACGUGUCUUGAAUCCUUGGAGACUGAAAGGAGAGGUCACAGAGCUGCUGCUCCUCACAGCUACACGAAAUCUGUUUCCUGUUAGGGUGAAACUCUGAGGAUGAGCUGCAAAUAAGCUGAGCCACUCCUAGGUGGGUGUUGUUAAUGACAUACUCCCUGCAGAGAGGCAGUUUUUGGAACCUUGCACUUGCUUUGCUCUGGAAACCAAACUUGAAUCACAGGAGUGGGUUCAUACAAAGGCGUUGGGCUCGUGUGCAGAGCAAAUUCACGUAUGUUUAACUUUCAGAAAUUAAACUCAGUGAGUUCUGGUGUUGUGAUUAACUUUGGCCCACAUUAUAAUAUCAUGAGGAGAGCAACACGUGCUUGGGCUUCUCAGGAGAAGGACGGAGAGCUACAAGAACCUUUUAGGGUUGUGUUUAUGCAUCAAACAUGGAUGAGCUUUUAGUGGCAGCCAUCCUCAUCUAAAGGCUGUUUAGUCUGGGCUAAAUUAGUUGCUUGCUGUCUUGUUCCCACAUCAUAAAAACCAUGGUUGGAGCUGGCACUGCUUGGCGCCGCUGGGAGUCGGUUGCACAGGAGAGGCAGAGCCCAGAGCUGAGCUCCCUUCUCCAAUCUCAAGGCACAGCCCAGAGGUCUCACUUCUCCAGUCACAAGGAAAUCCUUCCAGGUCAGGGCCACUGUGUUGCUGUGAGGUGCAGAAGCUCCCUGGUCAUCUCUGUGCCAUGUUGAACCUCUUUAAAGGGCUGCCAGCUUCUGCUGCCAUUGCUACAGGCAUUCACUGUCUCAAGCUGCACAGUGCUGCAUUAAAAGGUCUGAUGUGAAAAUUGGUGGAAAAUGGGAAUGUUGUUCUAAAAGAGUCUGUGUUGGCCCAUAGUGGUGUGUCUCGAAUUUUCAGAUCUAAGAUAGCUGUGGCUUGUGUGGUUGAUGUGUGGCAGUUGCUCCAGGGAAUGUUUUGCACAACCUGACCUGCCUUCCUUGCUCUUAGCUUCUAUGAAUAAUUAUCAAAGGGCAGGGGAAGCAAGUUCCAGAAGUUUUAGAAAAAAUUGGAUGUGUUUCAUAAUGCACGUGGCUUGGGGUGAGAGGAAGGUGCAAGUCUGUAUGAGCUUGUUGUUUCAUGUGGGGGAAACCCUCUUGAUUUAGAAAAGUAGGUUUCAAAAUCCUUCAGGAAUAGGGACAGAGAACACUUUUUAACACACUGAUUUUUCUUGUGUGCCAGUCUUCCAGUUAGGCUCUGGACUGAAGUCCUUAUAGAUAGCAACUUCAGAAACACCCUGCUGGCUAAGAAAAGCUAAUUCUUGGUAUUCACCUUUUCAUAAUAUUUUGAAAAUUUGUCUUUUUCCCUUUUCCUCUAAUAUCUUUAUCUUAAAAGUAGUAAUAAUAUAUAUUUCUAUUUAUUUGAUUCUCAAGUUCAUGUUGGGAAAAGCCCUAGAAGUCCAGCAUUCCCAGUGAUUUGUGUUGUGGAGGAAAAGCAGUGCCUGAACAGUCCAUCUAGGGGGAGUUGGGUCUUAACAGCCUUUUGUGAAUUAUCCCACUUUGACAAAAAGAUCCUUAACGUUGUCUUUAUUGUGACUUGCUACAGCUCCUGGGUAAUGUCGCCCCUGCCACUGUUCUGGAGUCCCCAGGCAGCAUUUCACAGAAUCACAAAAUCACAGAAUGGUUUGGGUUGGGAGGGACCUUAAAGCUCAUCCAGUCCCACCCCUUGCCAUGGGCAGGGCCACCUUCCACU
Lepidothrix coronata (blue-crowned manakin) is the source of this 5790-nucleotide messenger RNA. It is a transcript of the gene ATP9A, whose product is annotated as ATPase phospholipid transporting 9A (putative). Lineage: Eukaryota; Metazoa; Chordata; Aves; Passeriformes; Pipridae. The transcript is spliced from 28 exons. Gene Ontology annotation, biological process: retrograde vesicle-mediated transport, Golgi to endoplasmic reticulum; endocytosis; phospholipid translocation. The coding region runs from base 61 to 3204 and encodes 1047 amino acids. The record is from RefSeq and is a predicted model, not a curated record. Gene Ontology annotation, molecular function: ATPase-coupled intramembrane lipid carrier activity; ATP binding; ATP hydrolysis activity. Gene Ontology annotation, cellular component: endosome; plasma membrane; trans-Golgi network.